AAUGUUAAUUGAACUGUGACUCAACACUCGAGUAAUCCUUGUAAAAAGACGUGUAAGUUGUAUUAAUUUGCGCUGUACUAUUUGAACAUUCAGAAAAUAAUAUUAGGAGUGCUAAUUUCGAAUAAUUUACACGAAAUUCAUGACUUUGCAAGCAUGUGUGAUGAUCAUUCAGAAAAGGACUGCCAGUGCACAUCAAACCCACAUUACAGAUCUCUCCAUCAAACACUAGAUGAGCUAGACUUCAGUCGCGGGAUAUGGACUUUUGCUUUGGACGGCUGUUAUGACGAAGUUUUGAACUGCUUGGACAAGAAAGGGGUCCACCCUGACUGCCUGGAUUCUUCUGGCUAUACAGCUCUGCACUAUGCAAGCCGCAAUGGACACACUGACAUUUGCCGACUGCUAAUGGACAAAGGGGCAUCACCAAACAUUCAAACCAAAUCUGGCGGAGUUACUCCCCUUCACAGGGCAGCAUACUGCGGCCAUAAUGACAUUGUACGGCUUCUUCUUCAAAGAGGUGCAGACACGACAAUUUGUGACGAAGAUGGGAAAUUACCUUUGCACAAGGCUGCGGAGAAAGGCAACAAGGGUAUAACAGAACUGCUUCUACAGGCAGCUCCAAAUAGCAAAGCAUCUCGUGACAAACACGGUCGGACACCCGCUGACUGUGUUCCUAGCUGUCAAGGGGAUCUCAAGGACUUGCUAAAAGUGUGAAUAGGCAUCUGGGCUAUUAUUGUUCAUCCUAAAUUUAGACUGAACCUUUGUUAACUUUCAAGCAUGCCGUGUAUUCUUGAACAAUCUUACAACUAAUUUAAAUCACUUGUUAUUUUUUAGUACACAAAAACAGGCCACUUUUGUUACUGAUGUUUCUUAAAUAAAGGUCAUUUAAAAGAUUUGAAGGAAUUGAAACAAGCACUGACAUUUUUGUUUCCUAGAUGUUGAAACUAAGCAUUUAUACUUUCUUUAACAAUAAAAUUGUACUAAUGUGCCUUGCUCUAUAAAAACGUAGUUUAAUGCAUAAGUGUUGACCCAGAUAUGCGUGUGCAGUUCACAAAGCCUUGUCAGGGAUGACAAAUGCUGCUUGUAUGGUAUUUUUCGAUUUAAGGAAGAAUCUUUUUAGUAAAAAUUGCGUUUAAGUGGCAAGUGCCGUCCCUGAUUAGCCUGUGAGGACUGCACAGGCUUAUCUAGGACAACACUGCACACAUAUAUUAAGCAUAUCCAUUUGCAAGGCUCAUAUAUGUUGCAAGAGUUUAACAGGAUUUGCUCCUGAUCUAUUCAAUAUCUCAUAAAAUGCUUGGUUUAGAAUGUUUUUUCCGAUGCCAUUAGCAAUAAUGAUGAUAUGCAAAUGCAGUUAUUUUGUCUGUA
This is a messenger RNA of Dreissena polymorpha, 1362 nucleotides long. RefSeq names its product ankyrin repeat domain-containing protein 39-like. Lineage: Eukaryota; Metazoa; Mollusca; Bivalvia; Myida; Dreissenidae. Bases 154 to 711 code for a protein of 185 amino acids. The record is from RefSeq and is a predicted model, not a curated record. The transcript has 3 exons. Gene Ontology annotation, molecular function: protein binding.